AUGACAAAUAGGUCAUCAAAAAAAAAAAAAAUGUCGUUUGACUCUGAUGUUGAGUUUUUGAACGAUAACGUGAGAGCAAGGGUCUCACCUACUUCUAAUACUCCAAGAGAAAUAUCAAACUACCUUAUAAAUAAUAAUAUCGAACCUACACUAGAAACCGUAAUCGAAUGUAUUAUCAAGCUUCAAGCAGCACCGGCUAAUAAGAAUUUUUGCAACGCUGCUAUCGUUAGGAUAAGAGAACUAUUACUACUUUCUAUUGGUACUGGAGAAAGGAAUGAUUAUGAAAAUCUUGUUAGCCAAGUUCUUCAUAACCUGACCCCACCUUCGGCUUCGCCGCAAAUUUCAGUUUCUCCGCCCGCUUUUUCCGUGUCCGAUGCAAUGUUAGAAGGUUUUCUCUUUUAUCCGCAAACGAUGUCGCAAGAGUUUCAAGAAUAUAAUAGUAACGUUACGCUGGACGUUGGGAUUCCCCCAAAUUAUUAA
Molecule: messenger RNA, 480 nt
Organism: Racocetra persica
Lineage: Eukaryota; Fungi; Glomeromycota; Glomeromycetes; Diversisporales; Gigasporaceae
Source: the annotation of a GenBank genome assembly